Messenger RNA from Lynx canadensis (Canada lynx), 5467 nucleotides. It is a transcript of the gene HDGFL3, whose product is annotated as HDGF like 3. The transcript is spliced from 6 exons. The record is from RefSeq and is a predicted model, not a curated record. The coding region runs from base 114 to 725 and encodes 203 amino acids. Gene Ontology annotation, molecular function: double-stranded DNA binding; transcription coregulator activity. Gene Ontology annotation, cellular component: nucleus. Gene Ontology annotation, biological process: regulation of transcription by RNA polymerase II. Lineage: Eukaryota; Metazoa; Chordata; Mammalia; Carnivora; Felidae.
GCCCGCCCGCUCGAGGCCCGCGGGGAGCGCGGCGCAGUCCGUCGGCCCGCGGGGGGGCGGCCUCCCGGCAUCUUCGCGGCGACCAAGGACGACCGGGGGAGGAAGCGGCCGGGAUGGCGCGUCCGCGGCCCCGCGAGUACAAGGCGGGCGACCUGGUCUUCGCCAAGAUGAAGGGCUACCCGCACUGGCCGGCCCGGAUUGAUGAACUCCCAGAGGGAGCUGUGAAGCCUCCAGCAAACAAAUAUCCUAUCUUCUUUUUUGGCACCCAUGAAACUGCAUUUUUAGGUCCCAAAGACCUUUUUCCAUAUAAGGAAUACAAAGACAAGUUUGGAAAGUCAAACAAACGGAAAGGAUUUAAUGAAGGAUUGUGGGAAAUAGAGAAUAACCCAGGAGUGAAGUUCACUGGAUACCAGGCAAUUCAGCAACAGAGCUCCUCGGAAACGGAGGGAGAAGGUGGAAAUACUGCAGAUGCGAGCAGUGAGGAGGAAGGGGAUAGAGUGGAAGAGGAUGGAAAAGGCAAAAGAAAGAAUGAAAAAGCGGGCUCUAAACGGAAAAAGUCCUACACUUCGAAGAAAUCCUCUAAACAGUCCCGGAAGUCUCCAGGAGAUGAAGAUGACAAGGACUGCAAAGAAGAGGAGAACAAAAGCAGCUCCGAGGGUGGAGACGCCGGCAACGACACAAGAAACACAACUUCAGACUUGCAGAAAACCAGUGAAGGGACCUAACUACCAUAAUGAAUGCUGCAUAUUAAGAGAAACCACAAGAAGGUUAUACAUUUGGUUGUCUAAUAAUCUUGGAUUUGAUAUGAACCAACACAUACUCCUUGUUGUCAUUGACAGAACCCCAGUUUGUAUGUACAUUAUUCACACUCCUCUCUGUUGUGUUUGGGGGAAAAAAAAGACAUUUUAGCCUUUUUUAAGGUUAUUUAAUUUCAUGUUAUUUGGUUGCAUGAAGUUGCCCUUAACCACUAAGGAUUAUCAAGAUUUUUGCACAAACUUCUACAUGCCUAGGAUCCUUUUAUCAAGGCGGCUGUGUUCAUCAUUCUCCUGCCUUGACUCCACUAUCACCAGAGGCUCAGUUAAAGAUAAAUUAGCAUUUUCUUAAAACGACCACUCCACAUAAUGCUUAAGGGAUUUCUUCUCUGUGACAGAACCCAGGAACCAGUUCCUAAACACAUAACGUUGGCAUAUUGAAGAUAAAAUUGAAAUUGUCCUUCAGUUUUGAGGCCAUGUGUAAAGUUUAACCAUAUUGUAAAAUAUCUAUUCCGUAUUAGAAAUAGCUAGUCAACAGCUUAUACUUCUCAAAACUCAUACUGUUAUGUACACAAACUCAGUUUUUAUAUGUGAAGUUAGUGAGUCCUUUUGUGUUAUUCCAAAAUAAAGGCAAUGAUUUAUUUUUUCCCAAUGCCAAUACAAUUUGAGCUAAUCACUCAAGGUGGAUACUUUACAUUUUAAAGCUGGAAUCAGCAGUAGCCCUAUGGGAAACCAGACAAAGCAUUGACUUUUAAAUGAACCAUUGUUUUCUUUUGGAGCUAGAAUUAGAAUAGUUGAUACUCAUCCACAAACCAUUAUUAUGUGUACAUUAUUGUUGCUAUUGUGAUAAUAGAGAAUUUUAUUUAUUUUUAUGCCAGCUUAUAUUGUGAGAGCUCAUUUAGUCAAUUUGGGUUUUAUCAAUCCUGUUAUGCUUGUCCUUGGACCAUCUUUCGCGUAUUCGAGGUUUGUAGUUGAAAAGUUUACUGUAAAAAAAAAAAAUCAAAAACAAAAAAUGUAUUGUUUUUACAGAAUAAAUUUAUUGGAAUGUGUACUGGGAGUAAGAUUUGAGGUUGUAAACAACUAAGUUAGUGUAAUUUGGCUUUAUAUAUGUAAUGUGAGGUAUUAAUGUAAUUCGUAUAUUAAAGCAAAAAUUGUUAACAGCAAGUUGACAAGAGAAUCAAGUGCAGGUGAGGGUUUUCUUUUUUUUUUUUUCCUUUUUUUUUCUUUUUUUUGAACAUCGGGGUUUUAGGUUUUUUGUAAACAUGGGGGAGGGAGAGGAAUGGCUACAUGAUGGCUUGCACGUCUCAGAUACUAACUGUUUACCAGCUCAGUGGACCCUAAAUGCGCACACUUGACAUUAUCCAUGCGUUGACUUGGACUCUGUUUUCUUUUUGUUUUCUUAUUUUGGUGAAGAGCUAAAUAAAUAACAUGAAGAGAAAAUGUGAGAAGUUCUAAGAGCCCAGGGCCAUUGACGAUGGUGGUGGUGAUGGGAUUACGAUUAUGGCAGCCAAGGGUAUGAAAGCACCAGUCUACCUACCCCUCUAAGGCUCUGAGAAGGCGGCUAGUAUUUCUGGUUUGUUUCUCUCAUGUAGCAAAUUGUAAUUUUUCUCUAUACUCAUCAUUCCAGAUAUGAAAAGUUCAUUAAAAGAUACUAGGGAUGCCAAUCCAGUUCUUUUUCCUUGAAGAGUACUUUUUAACUUUGAAUACUUUACUUUAAUUGUAAAUUAGUGAAAUUUAAUCAGUUCCUCAAAAGUCCUGUUCAUUGCUCACACUAAAGCAUAAGGAGAAUGUAGCUGACAUUUUGAAUUGGAACAUGUAACUGACAGAUUUUUAGAAUAAAAAUCCUAAAGACUACAAAACUGCUUUUGGAAAAAAAAUACAAAAUGUUUCAAAUUCGUUAAGAUUUGUUUUCAUAAAAGGCCAAAAAUAAUUUAUUAAGAUUAUACACAGAAAUACAGUAGAAAUAUUUCCAGUCACCAAUAAAACAGGUAUUCAUUAAGGGUACUGAUAAAGUCACCGAUCCCUCCUUAGCCAUUUAGACUCACAAAAAAUUUUUUAUUAAAAGCAGUGUUUAUAACAGCAGUGAAUAAUACACUUUCCUUGGGAAAACAUUUGUCAAAUAACAUUUUAAAAUAAUGUGAUAAUUUGCUUUUUAUAUUGAGGUUGAUAAUGAUGCAUAUAUAUCUUAUAUGCAAAAAGUAUUUCUCCUGAAUGUAUCUGCUGUUCUAAAUUCCUUAAUAUGCACAGGCCAUAUUCACUUCUGAAUAGUUUCAUUUUCGUGCUCACUAUUGUAGGAGCUACAUUGUAUAUGUUUACAGUUAUAUUUAAUAUGUGCAGACAGAAUAUUGAAAUAGAUGGUCAAGUUACUCACAAAUAAUUUUGAAUAGAUUUCUUUAAACUGUUUCUCAACUUCACUUAUCCUUCAAGAGAAGAAAAUUUACCCACACGAUACCAUGUGAGAGCUCACACAUACAGUGCGGAGCCUGAAUUUACAUAUUUUUAAGUAUUGCUGUAUGGGAAGGGAGUAAAAUGGGACAGAUCAGUACCAGGAAUAAAAGUCAGUCAUCUAGAGAGGAAGAAAUAAUACUUUUAUUCAACUUUUUCAUCUGCCUUUGUUUUUAUAAAGAACUCUGGUUUGUAGAUACAACGAUAGGCCAAGAGCUGAGGAAGAACUCCAUAUGCUAUGUUUAAUGCUAGAAAGAGGCUUUUCGCUUCUUCAGGGACUCUGUAGACAUAAGCGGUUCUAGCAUGAAGAGAAGCACCGAUGUGAGAAAACUGAGCCUGUUGCAUUUAAAAAAAAGGGGGGAGGUCAGCAUGAGCUCUGUGUUCAGUCGGAUUCACAACGUGUUCUGGACGAUUCAUUCAGACCAUGUUUCCUGUGCCCUCAAAACCAGUACUUUCAAACAAUCGACAGUCUUCAGGAUUUCACUGAAUUCAGGACAGUCUUAAUGUAACUACUCAAAUAAAGUAUACCUUCCUUAGCUUGGCUUUAUCAUGCCAUGCAGUGCCCCUUACCAAACAUUAGUGGCUUAAUUUAAAAGAAAAACUGAAAAAAUCUCCGUUUUUUGUUUUUUGGUUUUUUUCCCCCUGAUUUGCAUUCUGGAGAUCCUAAACACUCAGGCACUCAGUUGUGGCUUACUAAGUGUGUUUGGCAAAAAUGAAGGAAGUACAGAGCUUAGAAAGCAAAAAUAUUUUUAUAUAGCCAUUUAAAGAGAAGCAAUGGGGACCUCAGCUUCAUUAAUCAGUCUUUUCACCUAUUCCUUGGAACAAGAGCCCAAAGCCCUUCAUUACAUGUUUUUUGUUUACUUCUUCACGUUUUUGUUGCUUAUGCAACUUUAAAAACUACUAAGGGUUGUUUCGUCGGUAAGGUUGUUACCAACGUGGGUGAGGGUAGGAUUAUGGUCGCUCUUCAUAAAAUGGCAUGUGUACAUGCAGGCGACCUCUUCAUACCAAGUUCUCCUUUAUUUAGUACAGCUUGUCACCAUCACCUGAGACCAGUUUCCCAUUUGUACUUAAGUACUUGUUCAUAACAUACAUUCAGAAUGUAUCUUGUUUGAUACUUUUCAUAAGCACAGGGAAAAACGAUUAGAAAAGGCCUCUGUGUGAGGAUUUCCUCAGCAUUCUCAUGUCCUUACAGAACACAACCCUGCAGUGUGUGUUUUCAUAUCUUACUGAAAUCCACGCUGUACGUGAAUAAAGGACUGGAAAUCUAAAUAUAAGAAGUGAUGAAUUAUUAGUUCAUCAGGAUCAAAGUGGAAAGAAGUCACAGAAUCCAAGAAUGAAAAACUAAAUAAUUCGCUUUAAAUACAUACAAGCUAUCUUACAUUUCCUUCCGUACGAAACCAGAUUAUUCUGCGAAGUGGUUAACAGACAAAAUUUGGCUUUUCCAUGACAAGUAAAGGAUGAGCUCUCACAAGUGGCACUUGUAUGGAUUUGUGUCCAUCGCAGGUAUUUUAACAGAUUGCUGCUACGUCCUGGGACCUCUGGUACAGUCUCGCUACUCUCUGGAGAUAAGCGGUCAGUGUGAUGUGUCGCGAGGACCACAGAAAUAGCCUGUGUACGCCCUCCGCCUCGUGCUCCACGAGGCUCGGCAAGGGCUCUGCCCUCAAGCACGCGUCCCCCAGAGCAGGUGCCGAGCAGAGCCCAGCAGAUGGGAAGCGUCCCAUCUCUGGGCUCUGAAGACAAGACCUGGAGAGUCCGGGGCCUUCGAGAGGCUGCCCAGGGGGCUGCUCUUGUACAGUCCUGGGAACACGGAGCAGGAGCGUGGCCCCUGUCGUUAACCCUACUUUUCCCUAGAGCCUCUUCUGAACAGCAGUGAUUUUCUGAAUUAAUAUAACCAAACUUCUGGACUAGGGGCCAGGUUUGAACCUUGAUUUUCAAAAAUGUGGGUUUGGUGUCUCUAUAGACACAUGUACUACGUGACAAAAGUCACCACGUUCGGGGAAGGUGCCAACCGUUCUUUGAGAGACUGAGCGAUACGAGCAGUCGUACCUACUUGCACAGGGGAACCUGCACCAAGUCAGUGAUUCCGUAGGCUCUCUUCCUGCACUGACCAGUGCAGUUAAUACCUCAUUUUCAAAAUCAGCAAAAAUCAUUGGCAGCAUUCCAAAAUGGUCAUGUCCUUAGAGUAGACUGUAAGCCCACCGGGCAGGUACUGUGUCUAAUGUUUUGUGUGGCGCCUCUCGCAUUGUUAGAGCUCAAUAAACGUUAAUCAA